This is a messenger RNA of Lolium rigidum, 1629 nucleotides long. RefSeq names its product GRAS family protein RAD1-like. Gene Ontology annotation, cellular component: nucleus. Gene Ontology annotation, molecular function: DNA-binding transcription factor activity; sequence-specific DNA binding. Bases 1 to 1551 code for a protein of 516 amino acids. The record is from RefSeq and is a predicted model, not a curated record. The transcript has a single exon. NCBI's taxonomy places the organism in Eukaryota, Viridiplantae, Streptophyta, Magnoliopsida, Poales, Poaceae. Gene Ontology annotation, biological process: regulation of DNA-templated transcription.
AUGGGCAUGUCACCAAACAACUUUACCACUUCCUUCUGUUUGACACAGCAAAAUGCUUCAAUCUGCACUGAGCAAGAACUAGACAACUACCUCCACCCGUACUAUUACGGCAUCGAGGAGGUCGCGCUAGACGGCGACGAGCUAGAGCUCGGCAGCUCCCGUGCUCCCAAGGCCACCAAGGUUGACUACUUCAGCUCGCCGUACCAGUCCUCGUGGCCGCCAGCGCAGGUGGACGUCGAGUCGUCGCGCGUCAGGAAGAAGCAGUUCCGUGACGUCCUCGAGAGCUGCAAGCAGAAGGUGGAGGCCUUGGAGGCUCUCGAGUCGCCGCCGGCAGGCGGCAGCGGCCCGUUCCAGAUGGACCAAGGCGAGGUGGUAGUCGCCGUGGGUGACGGCGGCGGUGGUGGUGGCGGUGCUGAUGGCAUGCGGCUCGUACAGCUUCUGGUGGCCUGUGCAGAGGCGGUGGCGUGCCGCGACCGCGCGCAGGCCGCGGCGCUGCUGCGCGAGCUCCAGGUGGGCGCGCCCGUGCACGGCACGGCGUUCCAGCGCGUCGCGUCGUGUUUCGUGCAGGGCCUCGCCGACCGCCUCGCCCUCGCGCACCCGCCGUCCUUGGGGCCUGCGAGCAUGGCGUUCAGCGUCCCGCGGUCGUCCUGCCACGACGGAGCUCGCGGGGAGGCGCUAGCCGUGGCGUACGAGCUGUGCCCCUACCUCCGCUUCGCUCACUUCGUGGCGAACGUGUCCAUCCUGGAGGCCUUCGAGGGAGAGAGCAACGUCCACGUGGUGGACCUGGGCAUGACGCUUGGCCUAGACCGCGGCCACCAGUGGCGCGCACUUCUCGACGGCCUCGCCGCGCGGGCCGGCGGCAAGCCGGCGUGCGUGCGCGUCACCGGCGUGGGGGCCCGCCUCGACACCAUGAGAGCCGUGGGGCGCGAGCUGGAGGCGUACGCGGAGGAGCUCGGGAUGCGCCUCGAGUUCAGGGCCGUCGAUCGCACGCUGGAGAGCCUCCACGUGGACGAUCUCGGCGUCGAAGCCGGCGAGGCCGUGGCCAUCAACAGCGUCCUGGAGCUGCACUGCGUGGUGAAGGAGAGCCGGGGCGCGCUCAACUCCGUGCUGCAGACCAUCCGCAAGCUCUCUCCUAAGGCGUUCGUGCUCGUGGAGCAGGACGCCGGACACAACGGGCCCUUCUUCCUGGGUAGGUUCAUGGAGGCGCUCCACUACUACGCCGCGCUGUUCGACGCGCUGGACGCGGCGCUCCCGCGGUACGACGCGCGGCGCGCGCGCGUCGAGCAGUUCCACUUCGGCGCCGAGAUCCGGAACGUGGUCGGGUGCGAGGGUGCAGCGCGCGUGGAGCGUCACGAGCGCGCGGACCAGUGGCGGCGCCGCAUGAGCCGCGCGGGGUUCCAGUCCAUGCCGAUCAAGAUGGCGACCAAGGCACGGGAGUGGCUGGAGGAGAAUGCCGGAGGCAGCGGCUACACGGUGGCGGAGGAGAAGGGAUGCCUCGUGCUUGGAUGGAAGGGCAAGCCCGUCAUCGCUGCCUCUUGCUGGAAAUGCUAGCCACGUACUCACUGCCGCUCACUUCACCAUCUUUGCGUACACAGCGGACUGUGACAUUGUGAGUGGGGAGGGCCGGAG